Molecule: messenger RNA, 945 nt
Organism: Rotaria sp. Silwood2
Lineage: Eukaryota; Metazoa; Rotifera; Eurotatoria; Philodinida; Philodinidae
Source: the annotation of a GenBank genome assembly
AUGCUGACACAAGUUUGCACCCCGCAGUUCGAUAGAGAAGUUGAAGAAACUCAACCAUUUCAAACGGCAUCGACAGUUUCCACGGCAACCCAGGAAAUCGCAACAACUCCUCGGACUAAACGUCGACAACUAUCAAUGGAGAAUUAUACCUACUUUGAGAACACACAUAUUGACAAGAAGCAAAUACAAGCUCGUAAAAGAAUGGCUGCUAAACGAGCUGAACCUACACCAGAAGAAGCCGAAAGACAGGGGAUACUAGCAAGAGAAAGACGUGCUCUUGCUCGAGAAAGAAGUACAUCCAGAAGAGCUACCGUGACGCUACAAGAAAUCGAACAACAACGAUCAGUUACCCGCGAAAGAAAUGGGACUAGAAGAGCUGCUCUUACACCGAAAGAAGUUGAAGAACAACGAACACUUGCUCGUGAAAGAAAUGCUGCUACACGAGCUACUCUUACUCCGAAAGAAGUUAAAGAACAACGGACACUUACUCGUGAAAGAAAUGCUGCUAGACGAGCUGCUCUUACACCGAAAGAAGUUCAACGACAGCGUGAACUGGCUGCUGAGAGAACUAUGGUCAUACGAGCUACUGCGUCUCCGAAAGUGGCUGAAGAACAACGUGUGCUAGCACGCAAGAGAAGUGCCACAAGGCGAGCUAAUUAUACGACGGAAGAAGCUGAACAACAACGAGCAUUGGCCCGCAACAGAAGUCGUCUGCAAAGUAAUAUGACGCAAAAACAUGUAGCAAAGAAAAAAGAAACAAGUAGAAAUGCUGAAGUUGAAUGGCCGAAACCUGCUGAUAUGGAAUGCAAGACUAACUGCUUGAAAAAAUUCAUUCAACAGAUGUCCAUGAAUUCUCUAGCGGAAGGUGUAUGUGGGAUAUGCAACAUUCGUUGCUACAAACGUGGCCUACGACGUGUACCUUUGAAAAAAAAUUCCAUCGAUUGA